Molecule: messenger RNA, 2513 nt
Organism: Penaeus indicus
Lineage: Eukaryota; Metazoa; Arthropoda; Malacostraca; Decapoda; Penaeidae
Product: dymeclin-like
Exons: 14
Coding region: 164-2323 (719 amino acids)
Biological process (GO): Golgi organization
Cellular component (GO): Golgi apparatus
Source: RefSeq, a predicted model, not a curated record
UGCAGUUUUAUAUUAAUAAUCUUUAAUAGGCCUGUCGACUGAUGACGUCACAAGCAGUCGACGUGUUUACAAUGGACCUGUGAGGAUCUGAUUAUAAUGCACAGAUAAAGAGACCAGAUCCUCAUUUGUUACAAGCAGGACAGAUAGACAAAAGCCAGUAGCAAUGGGGGCAGGCAGCAGCAGCAUAAGUGACCUGUCUAGUAACAAGUACCUGAAGCGUUUUGUUAGUCCAGAGAUCAUCACAUCAAAUGACCCGUUUUGGAACCAGCUCCUGUCAUUCACAUUCUCCAUACCAAAUACAAGUUCUGACUACCGACUGUUGGAGGAAUCAAUUGCCUCACUCUACCCAGAGCUACUGAACAACAACAAAACGAGUGGAAAUGUGGCCUCCCUCAUACGUGUCUUCCUCUCUAGAGCCACAGAAUUGAAAGCAUCGGCUCAGUGCGAUGACAGUGUGUUCACAUGGCAGGCACACAAUGCAUUGUUUAUAGUUCGAUGUGUGUGUAAACUGCUCAUCCAGGACAUGUCAGAAGAAGAGGUGAUUGAUGUGUUACAAGCACCACCCGUUUCAACUGAAAAAGUUCCACAGCUUUUUGUUUUUAGGAUUUAUGAGGUCCAUUCCAGUGUGUUCACAUGGCAGGCACACAAUGCAUUGUUUAUAGUUCGAUGUGUGUGUAAACUGCUCAUCCAGGACAUGUCAGAAGAAGAGGUGAUUGAUGUGUUACAAGCACCACCCGUUUCAACUGAAAAAGAAGGGCAGGUAGAAGACAACACAAAUCUUGUUGAGGACCUGCUGACAAGCCUUGUGGAGGUGAUUGUGGAUGUUCCCUUGGUAGACCUAACAUAUGCUCUUCAUCACGAAGCCACCACAACACUCCUCAUCCUCACUUCGUCAAUUGUUUUUACAUCAUCAAAAGUUUGUCAUCUGUCGAUAUUCAGAAUGUUAAUGACAGGCCGGGCUUCCAUCCAUGCUUGUCUGUUUGUGAAAACUCUGUUAAAACGUUUUAUGGCUCAAGACAAACCACCAGCCAAAGAUGAUGGGGGGAGUCUUGUUCUUGGACUUGCUUCAGGGCUGUGGAAUGUACUGACAAUGGGGUUAGCUGGAAGUGGAGAAGACACAACCAAAAAGGGCCCAGAAUCUCCCCUGGCUUCACAAAGUGUAUUACUACUCUUAGUGUUAGCCAACCACUGCACAGCUGAUAGAAAUAUCAGAAAUCCAUAUCGCCAGGCAUUGUUACAUGCACAGAAUUUCCAUGAUCCAGCUGAGAGCACUCCAACUCAGGCAGUUGCAACAUUCAAGCUAGAAUUUGCAACUCUGUACAAGACCCUUUAUUCCCACCUCCAUGAUGACCAGACCACACUGCUGCUCUACCUCCUCCUUCACAAGAACGAUGACUUCCGCACUUAUGUCUUGGCUAGAACAGACAUGGAAAGCCUGGUCCUUCCCAUCUUGCAUACCCUCUAUCAUGCCCCAGACAGCACCUCACAUCACAUAUACAUGUCUCUCAUCAUCCUGCUCAUUCUGUCAGAAGAUGAUUCCUUUAACAAGACUAUACAUGAUAUUCCUUUAAAGAAUAUCACCUGGUACACAGAAAGACUGAUCAGUGACAUAUCACUGGGUGGCCUUCUUAUUCUAGUGGUCAUCAGAACCAUAACAUACAACAUGACGAAGAUGAGGGACAAGUAUCUACAUACAAAUUGCCUAGCUGCCCUUGCUAAUAUGUCAAGCCAGUUUCGGUCUCUCCACCCUUAUGUUUGCCAGCGUUUGGUCAGUCUUUUUGAAACUUUAGCAAAGAGACAUGCUCGGCUUUGUGAGUCUCUCAAGCACACAGAAGAUCUUCUUGAUGAGGCAGACAGUGAUAUGCCAGAUGCACUGAGUGAUGUGAGUGUAUUGGAGGAGGUGCUGAGAAUGGUGCUGGAGAUCCUGAACUCGGUGCUAACUCACCAGCUCUCUCACAACCACAACCUGGUUUAUACUCUUCUGUACAAACGACAUCUCUUCCAGCCUUUCUCCACACAUCCCAAUUUCCAGGAUGUGACACAGAAUAUUGAUGUUGUAUUAGCGUACCUCAUGGGCCGCUUGGAGACGACCAAGCGUGAUCCAGGAGUCCAGGAUGUUCAGGAAGUCAUCCAGCAAGGUGUUCUCCACCUGCCCAAAGACCGCCUUAAGAAGUUCCCGGAGCUCAAAUUCAAGUAUGUUGAAGAGAGCGAGCCAGAGGAGUUUUUCAUCCCAUACGUGUGGACUCUAGUGUACCAUGGAUCGGGUAUUUACUGGAGGCCUGACACUAUCUCCAUGUUUGAUCCGUCACAGCCAGAUGGAUAAUGUCUUUGUACAAGCCUCUUUUUAUUUGUUGCUACAUGGAUGAUGUCAGUUUGAUGUACAUUGUUUUAUGAUGUUUUGUACUCUAAAACUGUAUUCCUAAAUGCUUAUCAGUUUGCUAGGGGAGUUAGGCAGAUUCUAGUGACCCAUUAGUUAGAUAAAUUGAUUUAGGCAAUAUAUUUUUAUUUAUAUC